Molecule: messenger RNA, 480 nt
Organism: Morchella importuna
Lineage: Eukaryota; Fungi; Ascomycota; Pezizomycetes; Pezizales; Morchellaceae
Exons: 2
Coding region: 1-480 (159 amino acids)
Source: RefSeq, a predicted model, not a curated record
AUGACCGACCAGGGACCCUCCAAUAGCAACACUUUCAUGAUGCCCUUAGACGAUUUUACAGACGAUGAGUUCCGGAAGCUUCUUGACGAGUGGUGUACACCGAUGGACUUGGAGCAGCUCCGAUCCCCUAUUUUGAUGGAUAACCCAAACACCGCUUUCGCAUUCGACAUGACCAUCCCCGGUUCUUCUAAUCUCCACGAAUCUUCUACUCUCAUCGGCUCUUAUACCCUCAAUUCUACCGUCAACGCCACUGGCCCUCGAGACCCAAGCUUUUCUGUUGAGACAAGUCCAAUCCAGUCUCUUCAAGUCCCUGAUACCAGUGAUCUUAAAGAGAUUGACGAUUUGAAGGAAAGGGUACGCUACCUAGAACAGAAAGUGAGAGCUUUCGAUCACUAUAUCCAGCAGCUAAUUCCCUGGACUAUUGGGAUUGCGAAAGAAUUUGAGAAAUUGGCUACCCUCAUUUCAUCAAAAAGAAAGUAA